Molecule: messenger RNA, 1114 nt
Organism: Pyricularia pennisetigena
Lineage: Eukaryota; Fungi; Ascomycota; Sordariomycetes; Magnaporthales; Pyriculariaceae
Exons: 4
Coding region: 593-1114 (173 amino acids)
Biological process (GO): intracellular signal transduction; protein phosphorylation
Cellular component (GO): nucleus; cytoplasm
Molecular function (GO): protein serine/threonine kinase activity; ATP binding
Source: RefSeq, a predicted model, not a curated record
AUGCUUCGCGUUGGGAACAUACUCAGGGGUGCACGAGCAACGUAUGAACUCCAGCAAGCAUUGAAAGGGACCACCGUUUUCAAAGCUCGGAUUGUGAACCCGAUUUCCCUCGAUGAGAAAUGGGCCAUCGUCAAAACAUGCUCAACAUCAGGGGAACAACUUUCACUUCUUCGGGAAUAUCAGCACUAUCAGAUUCCCAAUAUUGCCGCGAGUCCUUAUAUCCGCCAGAUGUACGAAGCAAUAGGAUCGUUCGAAGAUCCUGGCAGCAACUCGAAAAUGACGGCUGAUAAUCAGCCCUGCCUAGUGCUUGAAUGGCUGGAUCACUGUUUAUGGAACAUCAAGUCGGACAAAUUCCGCAGCGAUCCGGCACUAAUUCCCAAACUCGUUGCUCGAUCUGUUUUAUCGGCUCUUGCUACCUUUAGACAAUUAGGCAAAGUGCACACAGGUAGGUCAGGCCUGUUCAAAUCUUGCAAAUGAAUUUCGUCAACAUGUUGUCGUCCAACCAGAUAUCAAUCCCAACAACAUCCUGCUCUCAAGCACCGUCACGUCAGGAGGUCUAAUCAAAAUUUGUGAUCUUGGAGUCAGUAAAUUAAUGGAAACACGAUGUCUGACGCAUCAGGAUGGGAAAGUGAUGGACGAGGGAUACACGAAGCACCGCCUCCAGUCUUUGCCUUGCCGUGCCCCUGAAGUCUGGAAAGGACAGGGUGUUUCUCAUGCGUCCGAGGUAUGGUCUGUUGGGGUCACGCUGGCCCAUUGGCUCUUAGGGCGAGCAAUUUUCGGAGCAGAUGACAAAAUAAUCGUGGGACAUACAGAGGCGUGGUGCAUCGCAAAGAUCCAGCGUCUCGUAGGGCAAUUCGAUGUCUACACAGGUCAGGAGGAAAUAGAGGAGGAGUUUGAUGUGGCGGCCAACCUCUUCGACAUGGAACUAGAUAAGGCCCACGGUAACCUACAAGGCAAACUGAUCAAUGCAGAUUCUCUACGUCAAGAACUAGAGAGAAUCGAGAGUCCGCCCAUCGCCCCGGAACUCAUUGACUUCAUAGAGUCUCUUCUCGUAUUGGACGAAACAAAGCGACCGACGGCAGAAGAGGCGUUGCGACACCCUUUUCUAACUUAG